CCAGAGACAUAUUUAAACAGGCCUCCAGCUCUGGUGCACCUGUCGUUGCUGCCCAUCUUUUCUUGGACGAUGAUGGCCCGUACAAAAUGUCAUAGACAGACGACGCUUGCAGGGUUACCCAACCACAUAGCGCCGGGCGGCCAAACUGACGUUUUUUGAAGGUAUGUAGCUAUCAAUGGAGCAGCAAAUUCAGUCUUCAGGGCGAGUCGUCAGGCAAAUACGACGCUGCUACCAGCUAAAGCACUUGUUGUUGCCGCGCAGAGCUACUGCGCAUCAUAGGCGAGAGAUAGUGGCCGAAUUGCCAAUAGGAAAGUAUUGCACCUAAUUUUCUGAACAUAAUUAACAACGGAAAAAAAUGGUAACCAAAAAAUCUUGUAACUGACAAUGAGUUUACAACUCAAUUAUAGUGGCAAUGGCAGUUCGGAGCGGGAGGACGCGGGAGGAACUGAUGAAACAGGUGAACACGACUUUGCGCUUAUAAAAGCUGGGGUUUUGGGAUUGAUUUUUGUCUUAGCCACAUGUGGGAAUUUGUGCCUUCUGCAUGCACUUUGGAGGAAGCGCAAGAUGAAUACAAGGACUCAACUGUUCCUUCUGCACCUGUGUUUUGCGGACCUAGUGGUCGCUUUCUUCCAAGUCCUACCGCAGCUCUGCAUGGAGAUUACGCACCGGUUCCGGGGCUCAGAUUUCGUCUGUAGGUCGGUGAAAUAUCUUCAGGUGGUUGGGAUGUUCGCCUCCACAUACAUGAUAGUGGCCAUGACCAUAGAUCGGUACCAUGCGGUCUGCAAACCCAUGGUGUCGUUCUUGAAGGGUUCUUUUAAGAGGUACGUCGCCAUAGGCGCAGCGUGGCUGAUCUCUCUGGCUUUCAGCACUCCGCAACUCUUCAUCUUCUCACUCCAAGAACUAGAGGACAACCUGUAUGAUUGUUGGGCGACAUUUAUCGAACCUUGGGGUUCUAAGAUAUACAUCAGCUGGAUUACUUUAUCAGUGUUUGUUCUCCCGGUUAUCAUCUUGCUGUACUGCCAGAUUAAAAUAUGCACGGGGAUAUACUUUAACAUGAAGAGAAAGGCGCUCCAGGCUUCCACGAGCGACAGGCGCACGGGCACCAAAGGGGUCUCGAGCGCGAUGUUGAAGACGGUCAAAAUGACAUUCGUCAUCAUUAUGGUCUACUCGAUAUGCUGGAGCCCCUUCUUUGUGGUCCAGUUGUGGUCUGCAUGGAGUCCCAGUACAGCGCCCACAAAUGGUCCAUUGUUUGUCAUCAUCAUGCUGCUUGCCAGUCUAAACAGCUGUACCAACCCCUGGAUCUAUCUUUACUACAGCUAGGAGACACUAUGUUGGACUAGCUCUGGCCCAGGGCACUACUUUCAGCUUCACAGAAGGCUCAGCAUCAGCAAGCUACACAUAACACCAUGGACCAGAGCUAUUGAUGGACCAUGUGGGCAAUAUGGGAACUCCUCCCACUCCAUUGCUUCACCUUGUACUGUAUAUAGCAUUUCUUUGAUGUCAUUGAAGACGCAUGGUUUAGACACAUGUAUAUAUUUUUAAAUAUCCUCGUUGAUUCAACGUCAAUAUUGGUAUGUCAAGCCGACCAUUUUAGCUCUCAGCAGUAAGCAAAUGUAAUGCAUAUUCUGUCAAGGGGCGGCAGGGUAGAGCGUUGGACUAGUAACCGGAAGGUUGCGAGUUCAAACCCCCGAGCUGACAAGGUACAUCUGUCGUUCUGCCCCUGAACAGGCAGUUAACCCACUGUUCCUAGGCCGUCAUUGAAAAUAAGAAUUUGUUCUAAACUGACUUGCCUGGUUAAAUAAAGGUAAAAUAAAAUAUUUAAAAAAGCUAAUAUUCUAUAAGAGGGGCAGGAACUGGAGCAGUAGAACAUUUGAGGUGGCGGGACUCAGUUCCAGUGAGCUCCUGUCCUAAUCAAUCACUGUUUAUCUGGGAUGAGUUCCUGUCCUAAUCAAUCACUGAUUAUCUGGGAUGAGAUCCUGUCCUAAUCAAUCACUGAUUAUCUGGGAUGAGUUCCUGUCCUAAUCAAUCACUGAUUAUCUGGGAUGAGAUCCUGUCCUAAUCAAUCACUGAUUAUCUGGGAUGAGAUCCUGUCCUAAUCAAUCACUGAUUAUCUGGGAUGAGUUCCUGUCCUAAUCAAUCACUGAUUAUCUGGGAUGAGAUCCUGUCCUAAUCAAUCACUAAUUAUCUGGGAUGAGCUCCUGUCCUAAUCAAUCACUGAUUAUCUGGGAUGAACUCCUGUCCUAAUCAAUCACUGAUUAUCUGGGAUGAGUUCCUGUCCUAAUCAAUCACUGAUUAUCUGGGAUGAGUUCCUGUCCUAAUCAAUCACUGAUUAUCUGGGAUGAUCUCCUGUCCUAAUCAAUCACUGAUUAUCUGGGAUGAGUUCCUGUCCUAAUCAAUCACUUAUUAUCUGGGAUGAGAUCCUGUCUUAAUCAAUCACUGAUUAUCUGGGAUGAGAUCCUGUCUUAAUCAAUCACUGAUUAUCUGGGAUGAGUUCCUGUCCUAAUCAAUCACUGAUUAUCUGGGAUGAGUUCCUGUCCUAAUCAAUCACUGAUUAUCUGGGAUGAGAUCCUGUCCUAAUCAAUCACUGAUUAUCUGGGAUGAGCUCCUGUCCUAAUCAAUCACUGAUUAUCUGGGAUGAGAUCCUGUCCUAAUCAAUCACUGAUUAUCUGGGAUGAUAUCCUGUCCUAAUCAAUCACUGAUUAUCUGGGAUGAGAUCCUGUCCUAAUCAAUCACUGAUUAUCUGGGAUGAGCUCCUGUCCUAAUCAAUCACUGAUUAUCUGGGAUGAGCUCCUGUCCUAAUCAAUCACUGAUUAUCUGGGAUGAGUUCCUGUCCUAAUCAAUCACUGAUUAUCUGGGAUGAGUUCCUGUCCUAAUCAAUCACUGAUUAUCUGGGAUGAUCUCCUGUCCUAAUCAAUCACUGAUUAUCUGGGAUGAGUUCCUGUCCUAAUCAAUCACUUAUUAUCUGGGAUGAGAUCCUGUCUUAAUCAAUCACUGAUUAUCUGGGAUGAGAUCCUGUCUUAAUCAAUCACUGAUUAUCUGGGAUGAGUUCCUGUCCUAAUCAAUCACUGAUUAUCUGGGAUGAGUUCCUGUCCUAAUCAAUCACUGAUUAUCUGGGAUGAGAUCCUGUCCUAAUCAAUCACUGAUUAUCUGGGAUGAGCUCCUGUCCUAAUCAAUCACUGAUUAUCUGGGAUGAGAUCCUGUCCUAAUCAAUCACUGAUUAUCUGGGAUGAUAUCCUGUCCUAAUCAAUCACUGAUUAUCUGGGAUGAGAUCCUGUCCUAAUCAAUCACUGAUUAUCUGGGAUGAGCUCCUGUCCUAAUCAAUCACUGAUUAUCUGGGAUGAGUUCCUGUCCUAAUCAAUCACUCUGGGAUGAGAUCCUGUCCUAAUCAAUCACUGAUUAUCUGGGAUGAGUUCCUGUCCUAAUCAAUCACUCUGGGAUGAGAUCCUGUCCUAAUCAAUCACUGAUUGUCUGGGAUGAGAUCCUGUCCUAAUCAAUCACUGAUUAUCUGGGAUGAGCUCCUGUCCUAAUCAAUAACUGAUUAUCUGGGAUGAGCUUCUGUCCUAAUCAAUCACUGAUUAUCUGGGAUGAGAUCCUGUCCUAAUCAAUCACUGAUUAUCUGGGAUGAGUUCCUGUCCUAAUCAAUCACUGAUUAUCUGGGAUGAUUUCCUGUCCUAAUCAAUCACUGAUUAUCUGGGAUGAGCUCCUGUCCUAAUCAAUCACUGAUUAUCUGGGAUGAGAUCCUGUCCUAAUCAAUCACUGAUUAUCUGGGAUGAGCUCCUGUCCUAAUCAAUCACUGAUUAUCUGGGAUGAGUUCCUGUCCUAAUCAAUCACUCUGGGAUGAGGUCCUGUCCUAAUCAAUCACUGAUUGUCUGGGAUGACUGGCCACCAGAAAAACUAUUGUGAGGAAGGAUAUGGGCAUCGGUGAACAACGAAUGGUUGCUUUGUGAGUAUAAUGUAUAUUCUUAUCCCGAUCUGGUCCAUAUAUCUAUUGAUGUGUUUGAGCUCUGACAUGUCUUUACAUAGAUAUCUGUAUGUUCUCUGUUUUGUGUAAUGCAACAAUAAAACACGUCUGUACAUGAUU
Oncorhynchus keta (chum salmon) is the source of this 4081-nucleotide messenger RNA. Its product is annotated as arg8-vasotocin receptor-like. Bases 385 to 1320 code for a protein of 311 amino acids. Gene Ontology annotation, cellular component: membrane. NCBI's taxonomy places the organism in Eukaryota, Metazoa, Chordata, Actinopteri, Salmoniformes, Salmonidae. Gene Ontology annotation, molecular function: vasopressin receptor activity; peptide binding. The record is from RefSeq and is a predicted model, not a curated record. The transcript has 2 exons. Gene Ontology annotation, biological process: regulation of systemic arterial blood pressure by vasopressin; G protein-coupled receptor signaling pathway; positive regulation of vasoconstriction.